Molecule: messenger RNA, 5073 nt
Organism: Fukomys damarensis (Damara mole-rat)
Lineage: Eukaryota; Metazoa; Chordata; Mammalia; Rodentia; Bathyergidae
Gene: Ccny
Product: cyclin Y
Exons: 9
Coding region: 9-872 (287 amino acids)
Biological process (GO): regulation of canonical Wnt signaling pathway; regulation of cyclin-dependent protein serine/threonine kinase activity
Cellular component (GO): plasma membrane; cytoplasmic cyclin-dependent protein kinase holoenzyme complex
Molecular function (GO): protein kinase binding; cyclin-dependent protein serine/threonine kinase activator activity
Source: RefSeq, a predicted model, not a curated record
AUUUGAACAUGGAAUUCAAUCCUUCAGAUCAUCCUCGGGCCAGCACAAUAUUCCUCAGUAAAUCUCAGACGGACGUGAGAGAAAAACGCAAGAGUCUCUUCAUUAAUCAUCAUCCUCCAGGACAAAUAGCAAGGAAGUACAGCUCCUGCUCUACGAUCUUCCUAGAUGACAGCACAGUCAGUCAACCAAACCUCAAGUAUACAAUUAAAUGUGUAGCUCUUGCAAUAUAUUAUCACAUCAAAAACAGGGACCCAGAUGGAAGGAUGCUCUUAGAUAUUUUUGAUGAAAACCUUCACCCUCUUUCGAAAUCCGAAGUCCCACCAGAUUAUGACAAACACAACCCAGAGCAGAAGCAGAUUUACCGGUUUGUUCGGACCCUGUUCAGUGCUGCGCAGCUGACAGCUGAAUGUGCCAUUGUCACCCUCGUGUACCUGGAGAGGCUGUUAACGUAUGCGGAGAUAGAUAUCUGUCCGGCCAACUGGAAGCGGAUCGUGCUAGGGGCAAUCCUGCUAGCCUCCAAGGUAUGGGAUGACCAGGCCGUGUGGAACGUGGAUUACUGCCAGAUCCUGAAGGACAUCACAGUGGAGGACAUGAAUGAGCUAGAGCGACAGUUUCUUGAAUUGCUGCAGUUCAACAUCAACGUCCCUUCCAGUGUAUAUGCCAAGUAUUAUUUUGAUCUUCGUUCUCUGGCAGAAGCAAACAACCUGAGCUUUCCCUUAGAGCCCCUGAGCAGAGAGAGGGCCCACAAGCUGGAGGCCAUCUCUCGCCUCUGUGAGGACAAGUACAAGGACCUGAGAAGAUCCUCACGGAAGCGGUCAGCGAGUGCUGACAAUCUGACUCUGCCGAGGUGGUCACCAGCCAUCAUCUCCUAACCACGUAGUGUCCCCACUGGAGCCUGCACCACCCCUCCAGUUCUCCUGUGGUUUGAGAAAAGACAACGUUGGGGUGGUUUUGUUUUUGUUCUUCCUUUCUUUUUCUAACUCUUAGCUCUGUCAGGCAGCCUUCACACCACCUCGCACUAUUGGCCGCACACAACAAGGCUUCAAGGAAAGCAGUCAGUGUUUGGAAUCCUGUUUCACGCCUUUCCCCAUCCCCAUUAACAGCACUUCCUUAAUGGAGAAAACAGACUCUCAUCCUGAAGGAGGAAACACGGGGAAAGGAAGUUGUGUGGAGGAGGGAAAGAGGUUGAGUGGCUUGGCCAUUUAAAAGUCCCAUCCGAUCAGGAGAUGAAUGCUUUGGAAGCACCCAGUAGGUAGCCUGUUGGCUGUGCAAUAAAGACAGGAGUGCCGUGCUUACUGCCCCAUUGGAUCGGUGUGUUCUGUAAGACUUCUUGCAUUCCUUCUCGCUGCUUUUUUGGAGGGAUUUAAGGGAUUUUAUUUUUACUCUGUUUUGGUCCCACAGAGCAGAGAAUAUAGUUUGUACUCAUUAUGGCACAGACAUCCAAAUAAAUAGUACUGGUUUUCUUUCUGCACUAUUUUUGUGAGGUGUCUUCUGAGCUUUCUUCACAAGUGGGAUGUGCUUCUUACAUUUCUGUACAUCUUUAUUGUACUGUAUAUGGUUUUUCUUCAACAGUGGCAAAAUGAACUUGACUGUAGUGUUGAACCAAAACUAUCCCUUUCUCUUCUUACUCCUCAUGCCAAGAAAAUUCUAAUUCACAUGGGUGCUUGUGCCUUCCAAUUUUCUUACCAUAGCUGUUUUUGUUGUUAUUAUUUCUAUACCACCCCCAGUUGUGGUUACAGAUCAGUCCGGCUUUGUGGGCUGAAGGAAACAGUGUGUAGCAAAGGGAUUCCCUGGGCUGAGACUGAGCCAGGGAGCCUGUGCCAGAGUCACCAUGUGGAAGCAUUUCUCCUGUCUAGUUCGUCCUUCUACUACCACCUCCAUCGUUGCAAGCAAUAUUCUUCUCAAUUUUUAUAUGUUUACUCUAAAUCGAAGUUCGUCUAUUUGUAUAAAAUUUUUUUAAAAAUUUAAAACUAAAAGAGGGGGGGAUAUUCCAGUGGGAAGAUCACUCACAGGGAAAUGUUACUAUUUACUGAGGUAUUUUUCACAGAUUGAUUGAAUAAAAACAACUUGCAUUUUCAUUGUGGGUGCUUAGAGGAGAUACAAAAUCCAAACUGUGAAGGUUUAUGCUUCAUUAAUUAUGACCAUGCCUUUUCAUUUUUUGACUAUUCCUGAUUUUCUUAUGAGCUAGAUAUAAGAAUAUUUUAUAUCAGGUAAAAUAAAAGAAUUAAAGAUACAAUAGCAAAUUUGGUGUGGAAUCUAAGAAUCUGAGUCAUUUACACAGAUAAUGCUUUGGGUUUUUACUUAUUUUCCUAGACCACAGUAACUGAGGUUUCUGAGUAUUUGCCCUUUUCAAAUUUGAGGCAAAUAACAGCAGUCUGUGUGUUUCACUGUCUUUCUUUGUGAGCUCGGAAAACUUUAGAAUUCUGUUAAUUAGUGUUGGGUACCUAAAGGCAUACACCUGAUCCCCACCUUGCCUCCUCAAAGUGAAGGAUGCUUUGGAAAUGGAAGAGACUCAGAAAGUCAAAAUCCCAAGAGCACCAAGCCAAAAGUCAGUUUCAGUGGAAUGUAUGUUAAUAAUUAUUUGGGCUGAAAAAUGGCCAAAUUCUUUCUGGCCUACACUUUCAAAUGCAGACAGCAGAAAAUGAAAAUUACCUUCCAAUUGUGAUUUACUUUGGGAACCAAAUCAGCUUCUCUCUUCAAGUAAGAGUUGCAUUUAGAACUUUAUUAAAUAGAGAUCUAAAAAUGUAGAAAGUAUCAUUUUAUAUUCCCUAAUCUAUAUAACUCAAAAAGGGACAUAUUUUCUUAGCCAAAUAUGAAUACCUCUUAGACAUAAAUUCAUUCCUCUCAUGUAAAAUAUAUUAUUUUAUCGAUCCAUUUCAGGAAAGAGGUUCUGCUGACUUUAGAGCAGAAAUCUUAUUUUUAUCCCUUUUAUUUGAAUGAGAGAUUUGAAAAUUGAAUUAUGUAAAUAUUUCAAUGCAUCUGCUAUUAUUUUGUGGAGUUUAUUAAACUACUUUUAAAAAUUGUAUAGUCUAUUUAUUGUAUGUAUGUACAUACAGUUUAAUACAUGAAAUUUAAAGUGGAUUCCGUAUAACCUGGUUCAGUCUUGUUUAGACUAUUGAACAUUGUUUUAGCCUUGUGCACUGGACUCUACCUCUGUAUAGGAAAUUUUUCCUUAUUCAUUAAUUACUAUUGAUCUGUAUUAAUUGGUUAUGUUUCUUGCACUAAGGAUUUUAAAAACUACUGUAAGUAUAGGUUUUAGUUUUGCCUCUACAGUUGAAUCACUUGACAUAUAGAUAGAUCUCUUAGGUUUAUUUUAUUUUUCUAUAUAUAUGAUGAUGAAGGCAACAUUUUUUGUUCUCUGCUUUGUUCUAUUUGCCAAAAGAAAAAAAAAACAAAAACAAAAAUACAAAACCAGUACAGUACUUAGUGAUAAAUCGUAGUGACUACAAUUUGUUUGCAAAGUGAUUAAACGCCCUUCAGUUAAAACUGGAUGGCUGUUUAGGAGCACAUUGUCUUAGUGUAGUUUUUGAAUGGAUAAUUUUUUGUUAUUAAUGAAGAAUGAAGAAAACUUCAUAAUUUGUUAACUUUAAUUUUAGAUUUGACUUAAACAACAAAUAAAGUCAUUGGGACAACAAUAGACAUCCUGAAGAAUUUUGUUUGCUUUUUUAACUGGGAAAGGGAAGGAAGUCAGAAGCAGGGGACAAAGUGGGUGUGAAGGGGAGGGUCUGUGAAGCCUGGAAAUGCAGGAAGGGGUCCUGGGCCUCAGCCUUGGCCUGGAACCAUCCGUUCCUCCAGACUGGACCGGCUUUCCUGCCUUCUUUCUCUUGGUCUUUGGAGGGGCGUGUCUCCACUUUACCCUUUCCCUGGUUCUGGAGAGCUCACUGCUUUGCUGCAAGGCAGAAGUUAGGGAGUGAGCGGUUUUGACUUUUCCUUCUGUUUAGGUAACCUCUCCCCUGGGGCCAUAUUUUAUGACAUUGAAUUUCUAGAAAAUAUUCUUGGUUCAUUACAGGUAUUUAGUAAGUGUUAAAUGAAUACAUAGAACAAACAGUGCUUGCCUUCCUGCCACAUUUUUGAGUUAUGUUAAGAUAAAACAAGUUGUGUGGGUGCCAAUGAACUAAUUCUUUAUAAGAGCAAUGAAAGAAAUAUAUUAGCCAUGUGAGUCGUGAGUGAUUGAAACAGUAUGAGACCUGCUUAGAAACUUUACUCAGUCCAGGUAGUUAAUGUGAUAGCAACCUAAUAGAGCACAUCACCUUUAUGGGAUGCUCUUGUUUUAUCCUAAAUCACUCUUGCCCUGAACUACUGUAGCUAGCAUUUCAAGACUUACAUCAGAUGGAUCUUAUAAGCGUGGAUUAUUUUCUGAAAAGCCAACCAUAGGGAGCUCCUGGUUGAAAAAAAAAAAAAGGAAAUAAGAAACAUGCCCUUACUCUGUGGUUCACUUGUGCUCCUUAUUUUAAGCUAUGUGGACUUCAGGGGAUGUCCCACUGGCAACUUCAUUAAGGUAAUGCUUUGCUGUUACUGAGUGCAGGGCCUUACUAGAAAACUUGUACCUAAAAGCAGAUCACUCCAGUAGGUGCCAGGCAGGCCCAGUCAUGAGUGCACUUGCAUUGGCACAGCUGGUGAUAACGCACUUCAUCCUGACUUCCAAUUUUCCUUCCAGAUUUUCUUAUUAAGUUUCUGUGGUAGAAAGGUUUCUUUGUGCUGCUUUCCAUUAGAAACUUCCUUCAGGAGUUCAGUGAUCCAUACCAAAAUCAUCUACUUUUAUUGUUGAGUGAAAGAAUCAUUAGAUUCUGACUGUACGUUACCGCAAAUCUGCAUGUUGGCUGCAAGUGUCCAGGUGAGGAGGAUCUGCCCUGACAACUGUGUGUUAUUUAUAGAUCUUUGUAGAAUGAACCUUUUACAGAAAUGGACUCAAACAUGGUGUCUGAUCAAAAGGCAUUCAGAUUUUACAGGUCUCAAGAGACCAUCUUGUAUCCUUAGUGAUUUGGUUUGGGGUAGGGGGCUUUAUUUCUUUUAAGAACUUUUGUUUAUAUAAAUAAAUUAUUUCAAAUGUGGGGUAAAAGUAUGUCAUUCCAA